Messenger RNA from Didymella exigua CBS 183.55, 2112 nucleotides. RefSeq names its product Ran-binding-domain-containing protein. The record is from RefSeq and is a predicted model, not a curated record. Gene Ontology annotation, molecular function: GTPase regulator activity. NCBI's taxonomy places the organism in Eukaryota, Fungi, Ascomycota, Dothideomycetes, Pleosporales, Didymellaceae. The annotation marks the transcript as partial. The transcript has a single exon. Gene Ontology annotation, cellular component: cytoplasm; nucleus.
CUCGAUCAGGUCACCCAGCAGGCCAUGAGCUAUGCCAUUCGCAGUGGCAUUGCUAUCACAAGCACAUACGCAAUCCAACAAUGCGGCCGCUUGAUGAAGACGGUCGACGGCCAAGAAAAGCAAGAGCUUGCAGCACUGCAACUGCGGCUAGACUCCAAGAUCAAGAUAAUCUCCCCUGCGAUAGAUAUGAUCGAGCUUAUUUCGGCACGCGGAAACACGACGCUUGAAUCAGCAGUCACGUUGACAAAAUCACUGCGGUGGGACAUUCAGUCGCUUGGUAGCCGUGUAGAGAAGGCUGUCGUUGAAGAGCAGCUUUCUAAGAGAGGCAGCUCCAGAGCAAAGCCACGCGCGCAGAACGACAUCGAGCUGAAGAUGAUCAUUGCAGAGAUGAAGCAACUUCUGGCCCGGAUCGAAGAUGCAGUACCACUGAUCAACCUGGCCAUCACGACAUCAGGUGUCAGUUUGUCCACCAAUCUGCCUCCGACGGUCUCUCCCUCCCGUCUGCUGCAGGCCAGCACUUUCCUCACCGCUGGCGACUCUCACUACUGCAUGUCCAAACCCCGAGCUCAGCAAAUUGGCCCGACCUUCACGCUGUCAAUGUACAUGCUCUUUUCCGGUUAUGCUGUGCCCACUCAUGAAGAGCUGUUGCGCCAGCGCGAGAGCACAUGGAAGGAAGUCGUGCACAAAGCUAGGGUAACACUGCUGAGAGUACCGCUGGAGAAUGUCUAUGACUUCCCGAUGCCUUUUGAUUCGACGUCCAACAAGGGUGCUGAAGCUGAACACCGUCAUAUUCCAUCAGAGAGUGCGUUGCAAGAAUACGCGUAUCAGCUGCUGAUCGUCGAGGACCUGGACGAUGGCCGCUUGCAUACUUUCGAAGACGACGAGCCUCAGCCUGAGCCCUAUGACGGCAUCGAUCAAGCUGGCGUUCGAGAGAUCAUACCCAUCCACGAGAUGUCGAAGAUCUUCUACGCCGACACCGGGAAGAUUCUGAAUAUCGGUGGUGACGGUGAAUCUAACAACCCAAUUUUGUUGCUGAAGCGAGACGUGAACGCGCCUCCUCCACGAAGAAUGAUGGAACAUGAGCCCACAGACACAGGCUAUGAGUCUGACGACUCGCACACAGUUGGAGAAGACGAUAUUGAUCAAUCCGAGCUGGACGCUCAAUUCUGCCGCGAGUCGACUGCCGACCUUGCAGCAGAGCAGGCAGUGCAGGAAGAAGCCCCAACAUACCCAUGGCGUCUCCCACCAACGCUUGAUCUGGAGUGGAUGGCGUUCGAAGUGUACCAAGAAGAACCCGACUCGGACUCGGACUUUGACGACACCGAAGGAACCGCAAUCAACGCGUCCACGUCCUCAGCCGGCGACGUGAGCGCAAGUCGCUCCCACGCAGUGUCGUCCGGCCUCCUCUCCUCCCUCUCAAGCCUCAAUCUUGACCCAUCGACGCUGCCCCCACAGUCCAGUCAACAACUCAUGCCCUCCCCCGAGAAGUCGGCGAUACCCACGCGCGAGCAUUCGACACCGCCGACCACGCUGCCACCAAUCAAGACGUCCCUGUCCAUGCUUGAAAUGCUCAUCCGCCUCACGGCUUUGCAACAAUUCCAGCAAUCGUCCCACCUCUCGAUCCCGGACGAGUUUCUAACCUUCUUCCUCUCGGAAAGCAGCACGGUCGGUUCGGGCGGAGACUCUGAGUUGCGGCGGCAAGCGCGACGCGAAGCACGGCAGCGGGUCGGUUUCGAUCCGUACGACGAGAGUCCGGUCAAGCGGCGAGGCGAGGAGGAGUUGGCGAGGCGGGCACACGAGGCGCGGGAGUAUGGGCACAUCCACGACGAAGGCGGACGAGCCUUGCAGUAUGACUACGUUGGGUAUCCGACAGGGAGCAGGAGCGGGGCGAGCACGCCGUACUCAAGGCCCAGGACACCGAAUGCGCCGUCGACGGGGCGGAGCAAGAGCACGAUCGAUGUGUCGAGUCUCGAUCGACCGUGGCGUGAGAGUAUGAGUAUGAGUAGUCCGAGUCCGUUGCUGAGGAGGGCGACGACGCAGACAGGGGAGGGUACGAAGGUCAGACAGCCCCGGUUUGCACCGCCGCAGCCGCGGACACCGGCGGGGAGCUAA